This is a messenger RNA of Drosophila ananassae, 2574 nucleotides long. RefSeq lists its product as uncharacterized. The record is from RefSeq and is a predicted model, not a curated record. The transcript is spliced from 2 exons. Lineage: Eukaryota; Metazoa; Arthropoda; Insecta; Diptera; Drosophilidae. Bases 167 to 2443 code for a protein of 758 amino acids.
AAGUGCCAUCCCCUGCGAUAGUGUCAUUUAAAUUUUGAAAAAAGCUUUCGAAUCGAAGGGUGUUUUUUCGUAAAUUAAUGCUUCGCUUAAUCCAAUAAAGAUCAAAAGCAGUAGCUAUGUGGAUGCCAGCGGCUAUUGAGUGUGUUUGUUAUCUACCGGAGCUAAAAUGCUGCACACGGAAGCGUUGCAAAAUAACGGUCACCCGGGUGGCAUCUAUGCACCGUUAAGGCAGGCGAUGAGCGAUUCCGAAUCCGACGAAGAGAUCGAGAUACACAACGCCAGCAAGUAUAGCCGCAAUCCAGAGUCCUCGACGAAUCCUCUCCAGCUGCAAGCCCAACGAAGUCGCAUUCCGCCAAACAGUUUACCUUUGAAGUCGCCCCAUACGCGGGCCACAACUUCCACAAGGAUAGUGACCAGGAAUCCAACAAACGGAGGCUAUCCGAACAGGAACCCACAGAAAUUUCAACUGGAGGGCAGUAGCUACGCGACCAACAUGCAGAACACUUUUCGCUCCGUCAUGCUGAGUGAUAAUGGUGGGGUUGGAUCCGAGUUGUCCAACUUCAACAGCGAAUUCGACUCUAAUGCCGACAAUGUGGCCAUUCUAGGCAGCACGCAGGGACUAGAGGCAUCCAAACGGACCCCCAUGUCCCCGGCAAGGCGCUGCUGCUUCAUCGGGAGCCUUCUCCUUUGUGUCUUUGCCGUAGUCUCUUUUGUUUGGCUGGUUCCGUGCGGAAAUGCCGAUGGAACCGGCGCCUGUCCAGCUGUCGGGGAUCGCAUCAAGACCCACAACUGGCUAAACAACUACACCCGGGCGGAGCUCAAGGGAGGAGUCAAUGUAGUGGGUGGACUGCGUAUCUGGGAGAACAACCUGAUAUUCAUGUAUCGCGGCGAUGCCUUCUUUCCCGAAUUCCGGCCAGGCAACGAGCGCCGCAAUGGGAUAAUUUGCCUGAUAGGCAGCUCCGGAGCAGUGGCCUGGUUUGUGGAAAUGGUGGAUGAGCCGGUGGCUUUGGACUGCACUCUGAUUGAUGUCGAUGGCAAUGGAAAGUCAGAUUGUCUGGUGCUGGACGAAUAUGGUGAACUGGGCGCCAUCAAUCCCGUCUCCGGACAGUGGCUCUGGUGGUUCAAGGAGCGAUCGGCCCGUAAAGUGGACGCCUUUGAUUUUCCCAUCAUUCUUCCGGAUCUUGAUAACGAUGGAGUGCUGGACUUGCUGCUGGUGACUAGUUUGUCGCUGGAGCAACGUACCAAGUCGCUGGCACAGCAGAAACACGAGCCGCCUGCCCAACUGGAGGCGCGAAAUGUGCUGCGUUUGCUUUCCGGCCGAAAGGGCAGCCCCAUUGGCGAGGGCUUCCGCAUCCACGAUUGCCUGAGAUUGAAUAACAUCAAAUUGUUGAAUAACCUGGAAGGCGGGAAUGUCAGCUUCUCGUGCCAAAGAUCCAACGGAACGGAGCAGCCGAGGUCCAAGAGCCUGGCGGAACUGUUCGCCCUCAUUACCAACAAGUCUAUUGUGGGCCAGAGACUGCUUCCGUCCUCGAAGAUCUCCCAGCACCGCAAUCAUGGGCAGCGGCGCGAAGCGGAUUCCCAGAAGAACAUAUACUCGUUGAGCGGAAGGGAGCUGGUGGUCGAAAACCGAGGGCGAUGUCCGGAGGAUUGCAAUGUGACCUUUGUCCUGAGCGAAGUUCGCAACGGAAAGCCAAGUGUCUUCCGUAGCUUCAGCGAAAGCGGAAUGUACGGAAUGGUUCCGGCCCAGUGGCACUUUAAGAACUCGAAGAACCAGAUGUCCGGCUUCGUGAUGAAAUUCUGGAAGUGGCAUGGCCUGGUGAAGCCCACGAAACCGAGCUCCUCCAGCAACAAUGUCCAGAAGAGUGGCAGCAGCAAUCACACAAAGAACAUGAACGCCAUUAAGGACAAGGAGAAGCUGCAGGAGAAAAAGAAGCAGCAGCAACAAAGGCUAAAGAGGAGCAGUCGUGCCCCAGCUGAGGAGCACCGAUUCCCACCAUCCCACCAAGAAUUCGACGUCUUUGGGCAUUUGGUGCAGAAGAGGGAGACCUUUGGGGUGCCAUCCAAGAACCAAACGAAAGCAAAUGGCAUGUCUGGCAUCACCGGAGGCAGCUACAAAAUGCAGAUGAUCACCGAAACCGUGAUGCUGGUCAUCUUCGUUGGGGCCGAUACCCGAAUCGAAAACACUUCGCAGAGCAACAUCGUCCAAUUUUGCAGGAACGAUCGGAACGAAGUGGUGUGCCAGCCGGACCUAAACAACCAAGAGUACUCAACCCUUAUUGCCGAUCUGGAUCAGGAUGGUUCCCAGGAGCUGGUCACGUACACGUCCACCUUCGUGCACCCCGAGGAGAAGCCGCUCAGCGAGUGGAAGCUACUCACCUAUGUGCGACUGCUGCGCCUCCAGUCGGAGCUGCCCGUGUUCUACGAGAACGUGAUGCACAACUAAAGAGUGGACCGCCAGGAAGGAACGUGCAUUUAGCCAAGCGUUAACCCAAUUUAAACUAGUCACAUACAUUGCAUUGUACAUUAAUAGAACCUUUUGUAGCCUCCCAUAAUAAACUGAUAUUGUAAACCAUA